Molecule: messenger RNA, 3255 nt
Organism: Diaporthe citri
Lineage: Eukaryota; Fungi; Ascomycota; Sordariomycetes; Diaporthales; Diaporthaceae
Exons: 3
Coding region: 1-3255 (1084 amino acids)
Molecular function (GO): catalytic activity
Source: RefSeq, a predicted model, not a curated record
AUGGCCGAUUCCGAGUUCAGCAUUUUGACGCCGGUCGGCAUGCUCGGCUAUGGCUACACCAUCGAGCACUUUUGGUACGGAAUCGAGGAAUAUCGUCCUGAAGCCAUCAUCGUCGACAGCGGCUCCACGGAUGGCGGCCCAUUUAAGCUUGGCGUGGGCAAGAUGACCUGCGGUCGAAACUCUUAUAUCCGCGAUUUGGAGCCCAUUCUGGCCGCAUGCUUUCAUUUCAAGAUCAAAGUACUUAUAAGCUCAGUGGGAGGGGACGGCAGUGACAAGCACCUGAAGGAGAUGUUGGAAAUCGUGACCGAGAUAUCCUCCAGGCUUGGAUUCAGCUUCGAGGUGGCCACUAUCAAUGCAGGCAUUGACCGAAACCUCGUGAAGAGGAAGAUAGCCUCCUCAAAAGUCCACCCUUGCGGACCCGUCGAGGAUCUCUUACCAGAUGUUGUUGAUGGUGCUGUUGAUGUCGUCAGUCAGAUGGGCGCAGAACCUUUCAUGGAGGCUCUCAAGGGCAAUCCAGACAUCAUCCUCGCCGGUCGCUCUUAUGACCCUGCACCCUUCGCAGCGUUCUGUCUCUCACGCGGUGUGUCGGAAGGUGUGGCAUGGCAUAUGGGUAAGAUCAUGGAGUGUGGCGCUGCCUGCGCAACUCCAAAGGGAACUUCUAUCAUCGCCACGGUACGCCGUGACUCUUUCGACCUGACGCCACUGGCUCCAAGCCACAGAUGCACACCUCUCUCGGUAGCCUCGCACACACUCUACGAGAAGACACGGCCAGAUCGUCUUCCUGGCCCGGGAGGCAUUCUCAAUUUGGAUACUGCCAAAUACGAGCAGUUGACGGAGAAUACUACUCGGGUUUCUGGAGCCACGUUCAUACCGACUCCAUACCAAAUCAAGCUGGAGGGUGUGACCCGUCUCGGCUAUCGUGCCGUCUUUGUCGGGGGUAUUCGAGACCCUAUCCUGAUCGGACAAAUCGAAGACUUUCUCAAGCGUGUCCGCACGCACGUGCGUGAACGUUGUCCACUCCUUGAUAAGUCGGAAGCCUGCCGCCUCAUAUUCCACGUAUAUGGAAACAACGGCGUCAUGGGUCCACUCGAGACACAAGCAGCAGGGUUUGCUCAUGAAAUUGCGAUCCUCGGCGAAGUUGUUGCUCCAAAUCAGGACCUGGCUUCCACUAUCGCGAAUAGCACUCGGGUAUGCCUUCUUCAUGCUCCGUACCCAGGCCAGAUGGCCACGGCAGGAAACUUUGCCAGCCCCCUGUCACCAUCUGAACAAGAGGCUGGACCCGUUUUUAAAUUCAGUCUGUAUCACCUGGUCGACCUUGAAGAGGACGAGCAGGUUUCACUGUUCCCAGUCAGCUUCCACCGCAUAAAGUCGACACAAGAGCCAUCGCCUUUCAAGGCGAUAGCAGAGGAUCGAAAAAUCGCACUCCGGAAUGGUUCGCUAGCUCCUAUUGCGAAGAAGCAAGUUCCAAAGGGGCGCGCAAAGAUGAGCUCGCUUGCUCGCGUAAUCCGGUCCAAGAAUGCGGGCCCCUUUGAGCUAACUUUCGACAUCAUGUUUGAUUCGAGUGAAAUAUACCAUCGUGUGCGGGACGCGGACGUCCUCGGAAACGACGUAAUCCGGCGUCUCUAUCGCGUCGAAGACGAGGACAUUAUCACUAACAUGUUUUACACGCCUGCUCUUGCUUGGAAGUGUACCAUCAGACGACCAUGGGCACAAGGAAGCGUUGGGGAGAGAGAUACCCUAGGAACGCAGCAGCACGCGCCGUUACUCAACAUAGAAGUGCCCGGCACCGAGACAGCUACACCCAGUGCCAUCGACACCGAGGAUCGCACCGGCUUUCUCGCCCGGGAUAUCGUGCGUGAAAUAUGGACAGGGCUCCAGCUCCCAGAAAGCGCACUCGAGUCACUGGAGCUCCCUGGUGAUGAUGGGAGGCCUGCAUUGCCGUCGUCAUACAAAAUCGGAUCUCUGGCCCAAGGCACAAUCGCACUGUCCGGACUCACAGCCUCGCUGAUUCACUCGCUGCGCAACAACAUGUCCAUGCCUAAAGUCACAGUUCCGGUGAAGCACGCCACGAUUGAAUACAAGUCUGAAAGGCUUUACACCCUCGACGGGAAGCCACCUUCCCACGUUUGGGGCCCAAUAGGCGGUCUUCACAAGACCUCGGAUGGCUACGUCCGAAUUCACGGCGCCUUCCCCAACCACCGCAAUGGGGCUGCCAGGCUGCUUGGGUUGCCACUGACUGCGAGCCGGGCCGAUGUCUCGGAGAAGACCGCGGACUGGGCAAGUGUGGAUCUCGAGUCUGUGGGUUUGGAUAACGAGCUGGCGAUCUACGCACUGCGUUCCUAUCGCCAGUGGGACGUGCUGCCCCAAGCCAAAGCAACCGCCGACUUCCCAAUAUCCAUCUCCCAGAUCGCCACAGGACCGGCCGGGCUCCCAGCUCGUCUACUUCCAGGAAAAGACAAAUGCCUGCGAGGACUCCGCGUGGUUGAGAUGAGCCGCGUGAUCGCCGCGCCCCUUGCGGGCAAAACAUUGGCAGCCCACGGCGCCGACGUUAUCUGGGUCACUUCGCCAAACUUGCCAUCCUUACCGGAAACAGAUGUUGAAUUUGGCCGCGGAAAACGUACUGUGCAGCUCGAUUUGCAUCAUGAUAACGAAAGACAGAAGCUGCUUGAACUCGUCAAGAGCUGCGAUGUCUUCAUCCAGAGCUUCCGGCCGGGCAGCCUCGCCGCGCGUGGUCUCUCCCAGGAGGAAGUAGCCGCCCUGAACCCAGGUGUGGUGUAUGCAAGCCUGUCGGCCUUCGGACCUCGGGGGCCGUGGUCUGGCCGCAGGGGUUUCGAUUCUCUCGUACAGACAUGCUCGGGCAUGAAUGUGUCCGAGGCGGAGCAUUACGGGACCGGCGAGGCGGCCCGGCACACCCCGUGCCAGGCUCUGGACCACGCCGGUGGCUAUCUCCUGGCUUCGGGGAUCAUGGCAGCACUAUACCGCCGGGCCACGGCGGGUGGCUCCCAUGCUGUGGAAGUGUCUCUGGCGGGAGCGAUGAAAUACCUCCGCAGCCUGGGCCAGUAUCCAGGCAGGUCGGGCUUCGAGGUGCCGGAUUUCGAGACGGCUGCGGAUGUGGACGAGUACCUGGACACGCACAUGAGUGGUUUCGGAGAGCUGAGGGCUGUCAGGCACAGCGUGACCGUGCAGGGUUGCUCAACUGACUGGGAGGUCAUGCCUAAGCCUCUUGGAAGCGACAAGCCGGAGUGGAUGGUAUGA